AUGGCCGCGGUGCCGGCGGAGGGGGAGCGGCCCCGCCGGCGGGAGGAGCGGGCCGGGGGCACGAAGCGGCGGCGGGAGGAGCCCCCUCAGGAGCCACCGGUGGAGUCCCCGGAGAGGUCGGGAGAGACCCCGGGGGAGCCCCCGGCCGAGCCCGGGUACUUGGCGCUGGCCCGCGGGCUGCUGGCCGGCGGCGCCCCGGCCCGCCGCAGCCCGGCGCCCGCCCGGUCCGCCGGGGAGCCCGCGGGGGACGGGGCCGGAGAUGGGGACGACCUGCUGGGGCAGCUGAUCCGAGACCUGAAUGAAAUCAAUGAGGUUCCUUUUUUCGAUGUGCAGCUGCCUUACGAGCUGGCACUGAAGAUAUUCCGGUACCUGGGCAAGGCUGAGCUGGGGAGGUGUGCUCAGGUCAGCAGGACGUGGAAGGUCCUUGCAGAAGACGAAGUGUUGUGGUACCGGCUGUGCCAGGAGGAGGGAUACCUGUUGGACAUGAGCAUCUCUGACCAUUCCUGCUGGAAGCUGGCCCUCAAAAACUGCAGAGCCAGAGAGCACAUGCUGAAAACCAACUGGAAGAACCGCGUGGGAGCCGUGAGCCAGCUGCGCUACGAGCCCGGCCGGGUGCUGUGCGACGUCCACUGCUGCGACGGGGUGGUCAUGGCUGGGUACACCUCAGGGGAGGUGAGGCUGUGGGACACCCGCACCUGGGACUACACAGCCCCCGUGCUGGCAGCAGUGGCGGGCCCUGGAGGGGCUGGAGCCCCGCCACACGUCUCCUUUGUGAGGAUAAACAGCUCCCUGGCCGUGGCAGCCUACGAGGACGGCACUGUCAGUGUGUGGAGCCUGCUGCUGGGGCAGGAGCCCAUCCAUCACUUCCAGCACAACCAGCGCAUCCAGGCCCUGGCGCUGGCCCCGGGCGGCUCCGCGGUGGCCACGGCCUCCGGCUUCCAGGUCAAGGUGGAGAGCCCCGACGACAAAGGAUUCUGGCAAACCCCAGGAACCUUUGAAAUCCAGAAACUGGUCAACUUCCUUAAUCUGGUUCCAGAUGUCACGGGGAGCCCAGUGGCAGUGGCAGCUGCAGAGGACAUUGUCUAUCUCCUGAAAGCAGAGGAUCCUGGCAGAAUUCUCCACUCUGUCUAUGGUCAGCCUGUCACCUGCCUCGAUGUGGCUGCUCACGAAGCAGCCUUUGGCAUCAAAACCUUUGGCUGGUUAUUGAAUGAGCCCAACCAGAUCCUUCUUUACAACCUGGAAACAAACCAGUGUGUGACCAAGGUGGGCAGCUCCAUAGGGGACUUCUCGUGUGUCAACCUCCACAGCAGCCCCCCCAACAUGCUGGUGGCAGGCAACAAGGACAGAAGGGUGCGGGUGUUUGACCUGCGGCGCGGCCAGGCCGCGUGCUCCGUGUACGGCCACCAGCUGGGAGUGUCGGCGGUGCAGAUGGACGAGUGGAAGAUGGUGAGCGGAGGGGAGGAGGGCCUGGUGUGCGUGUGGGACCAGCGCAUGGCCGCCAAGCUCUGGGAGAUGCACGCCAGACAUCCAGUCCGCCUGGUGUGGUUCAAUUCCCACAGCCUGAUCACUGCCAACAUCCCCGAGGAGAAGAACCCCCGAGGCUCCAGCAUCACCGAGGACGACCCCAGCUUGCACCGAAAGUACCGAGGGGUCAUUUAUUCCUACGAGUUCUCCGUGGACCAGCUGGCCGUGGACAGUGUCCUCCCCAUCUGCCGCUCCUCCUACGACGAGCUGACAGGUUACAACUACAACAUCGGCCUGGCAGUGCCCUACGACAGCAUCUAGGGCACUCCUGGGCUGCUGGGGCCAGCCAGGGCCGCAGGAAAGCAACAUCCGUGUGGGAUGAGCACCCAAGAGCUGGUGUGGGCAGCAGAAAGCCCUGGGGAUGGGAACCCAGACCCUGGAGCACCCCGUCGGGAUGUGUCACCCUGGACGUGGCCAGAGGUCCAGCCUGGUGGAGUGGAGAGGCUGAGGAGGGAAAGGAACGCUGCAGGGUAAACAAAAAUAUUCCUGCUGCUUGUUGUGGAAAGAUGCUGCAGGUCCCACCUUGGUCAGGAAGCCAGAGUGGGACACUGAAGGGGCAGGAGGCUGGGAGCUCUCUGAGGAGCUCCAGGAGGGAAAAAAAACCACCAAGGACUUGGGAAAAGCAUGUGCUGAGCCACAUGUUUGAAAUGGCUGCGUUGAGCUGCUCGUUCUUGUUUUCCUUGGAGGCCAUUGGAAUGUGCCUGGGAGCAGGACAGCAGCACCGUGCGCAGGAGGUUACGGUGGCUGGGACAGGGAUUGGGAUGGAGAGAGGGAGGGGAAGGUUUUCCAGGCCAGGCUGGAUGCCUGGCAACUCAGCAGGCCACACACACAUCAAAAUUAUUUUAGAAUAAAUUAUUUUUUCAAUUCUUUAAAAUUCAAUGUUUUCUAAUCGUAUGUGUCCACCCCUGUCUGGGGUUUUGUCCCUGAGCCUUUCAGGGUGAGCUGAUCCCCGUUCACUGGGACAAAGGGCUGGCUCAGGCUGUCAGGUGUGCUCUUGGCUGGAUCAUGUCCUUCCACCUGGGGGCUUUUCAGUGCUGCCCUUGCUUCCAAGCUGGGAAUUGAUCAUGGAACAGAAGGCAUGAAGUGGCACCAGUGCCUUCCCUUCCCCGGAGCUGUGGGGAAGCCCCAGGAGGUGCUGUUCAUGUGGAAACGAGGAAUGAGGCUUUGCCUUAAGCCCAGGUAGCACUGACAGGUAAAACCAGUUUGGGGAACAAGAGCUCCAGUCCUGCGUGGGUCUUUUUACUGAUUUAAAAUGAUUUUAUUGUGAUUUGCCCUUGUAAACUUACUGGUGCAAACCAAAGCUGUGUCAGUUCUGUUUAAAUUGGGGUUAAGUUUUAACUGACACCUUUUUUCCCUGGGUUAAUGGAAUCAGUAUAAGGUACUGGGCAGAGGUGCAGGAAUGUGCCCAAACCUGCAGGAGAGGGGCUGGGCUGGCACUUCAGCCCCGUGCAGUCACUGAGCCAGCCCUGCACAGAGCUGCAUUUCACUGCUCUUCUUUGCCUUGGGGUGGUUUCCCAUCACCCCUAGGCCAAAAUUUCACCUUUCAGGUUUUUCAGUUACCUUUUUCCCAUGUGAUGGAUACACGGAAAGCGCAAGGGGCAAAGCCAUUCUGUCUGACCAAUAAACUUGAUCUUUCGUAAA
This is a messenger RNA of Hirundo rustica (Barn swallow), 3165 nucleotides long. RefSeq names its product F-box and WD repeat domain containing 8 (gene FBXW8). Lineage: Eukaryota; Metazoa; Chordata; Aves; Passeriformes; Hirundinidae. Gene Ontology annotation, cellular component: Cul7-RING ubiquitin ligase complex; ciliary basal body; centriole. The coding region runs from base 1 to 1785 and encodes 594 amino acids. Gene Ontology annotation, molecular function: protein binding. Gene Ontology annotation, biological process: cilium assembly; protein ubiquitination. The record is from RefSeq and is a predicted model, not a curated record. The transcript is spliced from 11 exons.